Molecule: messenger RNA, 905 nt
Organism: Dioscorea cayenensis subsp. rotundata (Guinea yam)
Lineage: Eukaryota; Viridiplantae; Streptophyta; Magnoliopsida; Dioscoreales; Dioscoreaceae
Product: putative 4-hydroxy-4-methyl-2-oxoglutarate aldolase 2
Exons: 2
Coding region: 193-696 (167 amino acids)
Biological process (GO): regulation of RNA metabolic process
Molecular function (GO): ribonuclease inhibitor activity
Source: RefSeq, a predicted model, not a curated record
UGAUGAAUGGAAGCAAAGCAUGAGUGUCCGAUUCCAAGCAUCGCGUCGCACGAAAGCAGAGCCCAUUGUCCCCCGACAUCCACCCACCUCCUCCUUCUCCUCCUUCCUCUCUUUCGAUCCGUGAUCAGCUUCGCAGAGACGGAAAUCCGAUAGCUCUCCCUCCACCACUCAUCCCUGUACUAGUUCUCAUUUAUGGCUUUACCACUGGCAACUGCUGAAGCAUGUGAUGCUAACCCUCAUCUCAUCUCUAAUGGAGACCUUCGUGCUCUUCAACCCAUUUUCCAAAUCUAUGGCCGACGUCAAGUCUUCUCAGGACCAAUUGUCACCUUGAAGGUCUUUGAGGACAAUGUUCUUAUCCGUGAAUUCCUCGAAGAGAGAGGCAACGGCCGGGUUUUAGUAGUCGAUGGUGGUGCUAGCUUGCGGUGUGCAAUCUUAGGUGGUAACCCUGUUCAACAAGCUCAAAACAAUGGGUGGGCUGGCAUUGUGAUCAACGGGUGCAUCAGAGACGUCGAUGAGAUCAAUGGUUGUGAUAUCGGAGUAAGAGCUUUAGCUUCGCACCCGAUGAAAGCUUAUAAGAAGGGAAUUGGAGAGAAACAUGUGCCUAUUAAUAUUGCAGGAACUAGAAUUUGUGAUGGAGAAUGGCUCUAUGCUGAUACUGAUGGCAUUCUUAUUUCUCGGUCUGAGCUUUCUGUUUGAAUGAUUCAUCACUCAUCACUCGACCAUGAUGACACAUUCUGAUGACCGACCACGACGACACAUUCUGAUGGCCAAAUUGUGGUUUUGUAUUUAUUAUUAUAAUGGAAAGCUGAAUGCAUGAACGUAAAACAAUCACUUGUAUUACAGACUGAUGGCUAUUUGCUUAUGCAAUAAAUUUAGCAUGUACCAUAUGCUUCUCUUGGCAGGAA